UUUCAACUGAUUUCGCAUAGUUUGAUGGCGAUGUGAGUCGCAAGAGCACAGCCAUCCAUCCAAAUUGAUUAAACUUUAAUUUUACCAUCUUUUUUUUCUCGUUCGGUUGCAAGUUGGAAAAAAUAGAUGUUUCUGUUUUUGUGAUGGUAGCAAAUUAUUCAAAUUCUAAAUUAUUUUCAGUUGUUGCUGUGAAAAAGUGUGAAAUAUUAACGUGAGCAAAAAAAAAAACAUGGUAACUAACGUGGAUUUAAAUGAAAAUCUCACAGCCAUACGACCAGAAGCGAGGGUCGGUGAGCCAGCUGUUAAGUUACUUGGUUGGAAUGUGCCGCCUGACCAAUUAUCAACAAUUCCAGAGCAUUGGCUAUCGCAACCCGAACCAAACGCUUCGGUCCACUAUUUACUUGGAACGCUAUAUAUCGCGUUCUUUUUUGUUGCAAUCAUCGGUAAUGGCCUGGUGUUAUGGAUUUUCACAUCGGCAAGAUCACUACGCACGCCAUCGAAUGUGUUUGUUGUGAAUUUGGCAUUUUGUGAUUUUGUGAUGAUGUUGAAAACGCCAAUAUUUAUCUACAAUUCUUUUAACCAUGGAUACGCACUAGGUCCGAGUGGAUGCCAAGUAUUCUCGUUGAUGGGCGCGUUUUCGGGCAUUGGAGCUGCGAUUACGAAUGCAUGCAUCGCAUACGACAGAUAUCAUGUCAUAUCCAAUCCCAUGGAGCGAAAAUUAACGAUGACAAAGGCUAUUUUCAUUGUGAUGCUCAUUUGGUGUUACACCAUUCCAUGGUCGAUUUUCCCUUAUUUAAAGAUCUGGGGCCGAUUCGUUCCGGAGGGAUACUUGACAUCAUGUACAUUUGACUAUUUGACGGAUACAUUCGAUAACAAACUUUUCGUCGCCGUUCUCUUUACGUUCGCUUACUGCAUUCCAAUGUCGUUGAUUAUUUACUACUACAGUCAGAUUGUCAAGCACGUUUUUAGCCAUGAAAAACAGUUGAGAGCUCAGGCGAAGAAAAUGAACGUUGAAUCGUUGCGAUCAAAUCAAAAAGGUGCUGGAAAUGUCUCGGCUGAGGUGCGCAUUGCUAAAGCAGCCAUCACGAUUUGCUUCUUGUUUGUGGCAUCAUGGACGCCUUAUGGAACAAUGGCACUAAUCGGGAGCUUUGGAAAUAAAGCUCUACUUACUCCAGGAGUCACGAUGAUACCAGCUUGUACAUGUAAAUUCGUGGCAUGUUUGGAUCCCUAUGUCUAUGCCAUCAGUCAUCCGAGAUACAGAAUCGAGCUGCAAAAGCGUUUGCCAUGGUUGGCGAUCUCCGAGAAAGAGGAGAAAGUCGCCGAUGGUGUAUCAGUAACCACACAAGAAGGAACUGUAACGCAACAGGCUACCGCAUAAAUUAUCAUAAAAUACUGGACUUGAACACGGCUUACGAAACUGGAUAACUGAAUCUCUGAAUUAUGUCAACCAAAAACCUCAAUAUUUCUAAAUUCCAAAGCAAUAAUGUCAUUCACAUUUUAGUUCAUGUUCAUUUUCAUUAACUCAUUUUCGAUUUCAAUUUGAAUAAAGUCGUAUUUUCCCAGCAAGAAAAAUGAAAAAAAAAAA
Messenger RNA from Sitodiplosis mosellana (orange wheat blossom midge), 1585 nucleotides. Its product is annotated as opsin, ultraviolet-sensitive-like. The coding region runs from base 230 to 1378 and encodes 382 amino acids. Gene Ontology annotation, molecular function: G protein-coupled receptor activity. Gene Ontology annotation, cellular component: membrane. Lineage: Eukaryota; Metazoa; Arthropoda; Insecta; Diptera; Cecidomyiidae. The transcript has 8 exons. Gene Ontology annotation, biological process: visual perception; G protein-coupled receptor signaling pathway. The record is from RefSeq and is a predicted model, not a curated record.